AAAAUUCCUGGGGCGGCGGGAAGUAACAACAGCGGUGAGAAGUGCGGUUCGAAAAGCCAUGCGGACUCUGGCUUCCUGGGGCUGCAGCCCACCUCGAUGGAUGUGGCUCUGAGGCAGCAGGGCCCCAGAACCAAGAAGCCCGGCUGGAGGAGGCUCGCUGAGGAGCUGCCACUGGGGAUAGAGAUAGACUGGUUCCUAGAAGAUGUACGACUGCAGGAGCGCACGACCUGUGGCUUGUUGGCCAAGGCCCCAAAUGAAAAGCUCUUCUUCGUGGACACUGGAUCCAAGAAAAAAGAACGGAGCAAGAAGAGGACCUGGGUCCAGAAGAAGUCACAGCAUCUCCAGAAACCCCUACGGGUUGACUUUGCCCUUGAGAAUCAUUCUAAGAUCCCUGCUCCCAAAGACAUCCUUGCACACCAGGUCCCCAAUGCCUAGAAGCUCAGGCGAAAGGAGGAGCUAUGGGAGAAGCUGGCAAAGCAGGGUGAGCUGCCCAGGGAGGUGCACAAGGCACAGGCCCAGCUCCUCAGCCCUCCUGCACCAAAGGCCAAACCUGGGCUACAGGACAUCAUUGAGUGGCCCUUCUAUGAACUCUGGAACCCAAACAACCCUCUGGACAAGCUGUUGGUUGGUCAGGACACGGUUUUUUCUGGAGCAGACCAAGAAGAAGGCAUGAGGCGGCCACCACGCCUCCACAUCAAGCCCUACCCGGUGCCUGCAGUAGAGGUGAUUCCUGCAGGAGCCUCCUACAACCUGACCUUUGAAGAUCACCAGGCCCUGCUUCGAGAGACCCAUGAGGUGGAGCUGCAGUGUGAGAAAGUGGCAGAAAAGCUGGAGCGACAGCUGGCCCUGCCCACCACAGAGCAAGCUGCCACCCAGGAGUCUGUGUUUCAGGAGAUGUGUGAGGGCCUGCUGGAGGGGUCUGAUGGCGAGGAUGAGCCAGGCUGUGUUGAGCGGCCAGAGGCUGAUGAUGGGGCCAAUGAGACCUCACCCACUGGCCCUGCUGGUGCUGAGAAGAGGAUGGAGAAGAAGACAGAG
This is a messenger RNA of Onychomys torridus (southern grasshopper mouse), 1035 nucleotides long. RefSeq names its product ribosome biogenesis protein NOP53-like. Gene Ontology annotation, cellular component: nucleolus. The transcript has a single exon. Lineage: Eukaryota; Metazoa; Chordata; Mammalia; Rodentia; Cricetidae. The record is from RefSeq and is a predicted model, not a curated record. The annotation marks the transcript as partial. Gene Ontology annotation, molecular function: 5S rRNA binding. Gene Ontology annotation, biological process: rRNA processing; ribosomal large subunit assembly.